AUGUUACAGAAAGGUGUUCUCCCCGUCUCACAAGUCCUGGUCUCAAAAUUGAAAAUUCUCCAGUUGUGCUGCCUCGGUUGCGGUGACGUGGUGGCAGUGUUACCCGGUGACAGCGGUGGCCUCAGCACCUUCAACCAGGAUUACAUCUUUGUCAUUCCUGUCGAGGUGGACUCCAGCGGAUCCUAUCUCUCGCAUGACAUUUGGCACAGCGCCAGGAGGAAGAGAUCCACCGUGAGCUCAAAAGCUUCCUUGCACUAUAGAUUUUCAGCCUUUGGAGAGGAACUGCAUCUCGAGCUGAAGCCCUCGGACUUUCUGAGCCAUAAUGUGACUGUCCAGGUGCUUGGGAAAGAUGGCAUUGAAGAUUCUCAGGUUCGUGACAUUGAGCAGUGUUUCUAUCAGGGAUUUAUAAGGAACUACAGUUCUUCUUCCGUUGCCAUAUCCACGUGCACAGAUAGUCCUAAGCCACCCACUGAAGAUACAUUCAUCUUAUCCGAUGAAUAUGGGAGCCAAGCGAGGUUGAAAAGAUCCCCCAUUAAAAAUCAGAAGGGUGGAAGUUUGAAUGUUGAAACGCUGGUGGUGGCAGAUAAGAAAAUGCUGGAGAAGCACAGCAAGGAGAACGUUACCACCUAUAUCUUAACGGUGAUGAACAUGGUCUCAAGUCUUUUCAAGGAUGGUACAAUUGGAAGUGAUAUCAAUAUCGUCGUUGUGAGCCUUCUUCUUUUGGAGCAAGAACCUGGGGGACUAGUGAUCAACCACCAUGCAGACCAGUCACUGAACAGCUUUUGCCAAUGGCAAUCAGCUCUGGUUGGGAAGAAUGGGAAAAGGCACGAUCAUGCUAUCUUGCUUACUGGAUUUGAUAUUUGCUCCUGGAAGAAUGAGCCUUGUGACACUUUAGGCUUUGCUCCAAUCAGUGGAAUGUGCAGCAAAUACCGUAGUUGCACCAUCAAUGAAGAUACCGGCCUUGGUUUGGCAUUUACUAUUGCCCAUGAAUCCGGACACAAUUUUGGCAUGAUUCACGACGGAGAAGGAAACCCUUGUCGAAAAGCUGAAGGUAACAUCAUGUCUCCCACUCUCAUAGGCAACAAUGGAGUGUUUUCAUGGUCGGUGUGUAGCCGGCAGUACCUUAACAAGUUUCUCAACACUGCUCAGGCAGCUUGUCUGAUUGAUGAGCCCAAACAAGCUGGACAAUACAAGUAUCCCGAUAAACUCCCAGGGCAGAUCUAUGAUGCUGAUACACAAUGCAAGUGGCAGUUUGGAGCAAAAGCAAAACUCUGCAACUUGAGUUUCGUGAAGCUACUGGCUCUUUCGGUUUGCUUAAGGUGUUUUUGA
Messenger RNA from Thamnophis sirtalis, 1329 nucleotides. The record is from RefSeq and is a predicted model, not a curated record. NCBI's taxonomy places the organism in Eukaryota, Metazoa, Chordata, Lepidosauria, Squamata, Natricidae.